AUAAAUAUAAACCUUUCUAUUUCAAACUUCAGAACAAGCUAAGUCCUUUCAAUCUCAGAAAACUCCAGUUCAAUUAGAAUCACAUCAAACAACAAAAAUACUUACAAUUACAUUCAGUAUUAUCAAGAAGUCAUGGGUAUUAUUCGUUUGCCUUCUAAGUUUUCCAGUGUCAAGCAAUUCCACAAAUUGCACUCAAGAAAUCAUAUUUUAGAUGUUCCGAAAGGACAUUUUGCAGUUUACGUGGGAGAGACAGAGAAGAAACGUUAUGUAGUUCCAAUUGCAUACUUAAACCAAGCUUCGUUCCAGGAAUUGCUUAGGAAAGCAGAGGAAGAGUUUGGGUUUCAACAUCCUAUGGGUGGUCUCACAUUACCCUGCAAUGAGGAUGCUUUUUUUCAUCUCACUUCUCAAUUGAACACUACUUUAUAAUUAUGAUGCGAUGAAGAUAUGCGAUGCAGCAUUAUAAAGACUAGCUAGAUUAGAAGUUCUCUUUGAUUUAUGCAUAUAUUUUUUCCUCUUGCAAUGCAAUUAUGCAAGAGCUGUAAACUUAUGUACAAAGCCUUUUCUACCGGCUCAUAUUGUUGAGGGAACCGGAGAGGAAAGCAUACAAAUCAAAAUUCUUACCAUUCUUCAUUGUCUUUGAAAAUUGAACACCAAAUUCUUUAAUCA
Molecule: messenger RNA, 666 nt
Organism: Nicotiana attenuata
Lineage: Eukaryota; Viridiplantae; Streptophyta; Magnoliopsida; Solanales; Solanaceae
Product: auxin-responsive protein SAUR21-like
Exons: 1
Coding region: 133-426 (97 amino acids)
Biological process (GO): response to auxin
Source: RefSeq, a predicted model, not a curated record